AUGCCAGUCCGUCUUCCUCACACCGUGCAGCAGCACACAACUAUCCUGGUUCAGGAAGUCAGAUACCAGUCUCAACAAGCUGUGCAGCACCAUGGCAGAGAUGAAGGUGAGACUACAACUCGAACAUCUGAUGCUUCGCCUGAUUGUCCUGCAUCAGGUGAGACUACAUUUCGAACAUCUGAUGCUUCGCCUGAUUGUCCUGCAUCAGGUGGGACUACAAUUCGAACAUCUGAUGCUUCGCCUGAUUGUCCUGCAUCAGGUGGGACUACAACUCGAACAUCUGAUGCUUCGCCUGAUUGUCCUGCAUCAGGUGGGACUACAACUCGAACAUCUGAUGCUUCGCCUGAUUGUCCUGCAUCAGGUGGGACUACAACUCGAACAUCUGAUGCUUCGCCUGAUUGUCCUGCAUCAAGCGAGACUACAACUCGAACAUCUGAUGCUUCGUCUGAUUGUCCUGCAUCAGGUGAGACUACAACUCGAACAUCUGAUGAUUCGCCUGAUUGUCCUGCAUCAAGUGAGACUACAAUUCGAACAUCUGAUGCUUCGUCUGAUUGUCCUGCAUCAGGUGGGACUACAACUCGAAUAUCUGAUGCUUCGUCUGAUUGUCCUGCAUCAAGUGAGACUACAAUUCGAACAUCUGAUGCUUCGUCUGAUUGUCCUGCAUCAGGUGGGACUACAACUCGAAUAUCUGAUGCUUCGCCUGAUUGUCCUGCAUCAGGUGAGACUACAAUUCGAACAUUUGAUGCUUCGCCUGAUUGUCCUGCAUCAGGUGGGACUACAACUCGAACAUCUGAUGCUUCGUCUGAUUGUCCUCCAUCAAGUGAGACCACAACUCGAACAUCUGAUGCUUCGCCUGAUUGUCCUGCAUCAGGUGAGACUACAACUCGAAAAUCUGAUGCUUCGCCUGAUUGUCCUGCAUCAGGUGAGACUACAACUCGAACAUCUGAUGCUUCGUCUGAUUGUCCUGCAUCAAGUGAGACUACAAUUCGAACAUCUGAUGCUUCGCCUGAUUGUCCUGCAUCCGGUGAGACUACAAUUCGAAUAUCUGAUGAUUCGCCUGAUUUUCCUGCAUCAAGUGAGACUACAAUUCGAACAUCUGAUGCUUCGCCUGAUUGUCCUGCAUCAGGUGGGACUACAAUUCGAAUAUCUGAUGCUUCGUCUGAUUGUCCUGCAUCAGGUGGGACUACAAUUCGAACAUCUGAUGCUUCGCCUGAUUGUCCUGCAUCAAGUGAGACUACAAUUCGAACAUCUGAUGCUUCGCCUGAUUGUCCUGCAUCAGGUGAGACUACAACUCGAACAUCUGAUGCUUCGUCUGAUUGUCCUGCAUCAGGUGAGACUACAACUCGAACAUCUGAUGCUUCGCCUGAUUGUCCUGCAUCAGGUGAGACUACAACUCGAACAUCUGAUGCUUCGCCUGAUUGUCCUGCAUCAGGUGGGACUACAACUCGAACAUCUGAUGCUUCGCCUGAUUGUCCUGCAUCAGGUGAGACUACAACUCGAACAUCUGAUGCUUCGCCUGAUUGUCCUGCAUCAAGCGAGACUACAACUCGAACAUUUGAUGAUUCGCCUGAUUGUCCUGCAUCAGGUGAGACUACAACUCGAACAUCUGAUGAUUCGCCUGAUUGUCCUGCAUCAGGUGAGACUACAACUCGAACAUCUGAUGCUUCGCCUGAUUGUCCUGCAUCAGGUGGGACUACAAUUCGAACAUCUGAUGCUUCGUCUGAUUGUCCUGCAUCAGGUGAGACUACAACUCGAACAUCUGAUGAUUCGCCUGAUUGUCCUGCAUCAGGUGAGACUACAAUUCGAACAUCUGAUGCUUCGCCUGAUUGUCCUGCAUCAGGUGAGACUACAACUCGAACAUCUAAUGCUUCGCCUGAUUGUCCUGCAUCAGGUGAGACUACAAUUCGAACAUCUGAUGCUUCGCCUGAUUGUCCUGCAUCAGGUGGGACUACAAUUCGAACAUCUGAUGCUUCGCCUGAUUGUCCUGCAUCAAGUGAGACUACAACUCGAACAUCUGAUGCUUCGCCUGAUUGUCCUGCAUCAGGUGAGACUACAACUCGAACAUUUGAUGAUUCGCCUGAUUGUCCUGCAUCAGGUGAGACUACAACUCGAACAUCUGAUGAUUCGCCUGAUUGUCCUGCAUCAGGUGAGACUACAAUUCGAAUAUCUGAUGAUUCGCCUGAUUGUCCUGCAUCAGGUGAGACUACAACUCGAACAUCUGAUGCUUCGCCUGAUUGUCCUGCAUCAGGUGAGACUACAACUCGAACAUUUGAUGAUUCGCCUGAUUGUCCUGCAUCAGGUGAGACUACAACUCGAACAUCUGAUGAUUCGCCUGAUUGUCCUGCAUCAGGUGAGACUACAACUCGAACAUUUGAUGAUUCGCCUGAUUGUCCUGCAUCAGGUGAGACUACAACUCGAACAUCUGAUGAUUCGCCUGAUUGUCCUGCAUCAGGUGGGACUACAACUCGAACAUCUGAUGCUUCGCCUGAUUGUCCUCCAUCAAGGGAGACUACAACUCGAACAUCUGAUGCUUCGCCUGAUUGUCCUGCAUCAGGUGAGACUACAACUCGAACAUUUGAUGCUUCGCCUGAUUGUCCUGCAUCAGGUGGGACUACAAUUCAAACAUCUGAUGCUUCGCCUGAUUGUCCUGCAUCAGGUGGGACUACAACUCGAACAUCUGAUGAUUCGCCUGAUUGUCCUGCAUCAAGUGAGACUACAACUCGAACAUCUGAUGAUUCGCCUGAUUGUCCUGCAUCAGGUGAGACUACAACUCGAACAUCUGAUGCUUCGCCUGAUUGUCCUGCAUCAGGUGGGACUACAAUUCGAAUAUCUGAUGCUUCGUCUGAUUGUCCUGCAUCAGGUGAGACUACAACUCGAACAUCUGAUGCUUCGCCUGAUUGUCCUGCAUCAGGUGGGACUACAACUCGAACAUCUGAUGCUUCGCCUGAUUGUCCUGCAUCAGGUGGGACUACAAUUCGAAUAUCUGAUGCUUCGCCUGAUUGUCCUGCAUCAGGUGGGACUACAAUUCGAACAUCUGAUGCUUCGCCUGAUUGUCCUGCAUCAGGUGAGACUACAACUCGAACAUUUGAUGAUUCGCCUGAUUGUCCUGCAUCAGGUGAGACUACAACUCGAACAUCUGAUGCUUGGCCUGAUUGUCCUGCAUCAGGUGGGACUACAACUCGAACAUCUGAUGCUUCGUCUGAUUGUCCUGCAUCAGGUGGGACUACAAUUCGAACAUCUGAUGCUUGGCCUGAUUGUCCUGCAUCAGGUGAGACUACAACUCAAACAUCUGAUGCUUCGCCUGAUUGUCCUGCAUCAAGUGGGACUACAACUCGAACAUCUGAUGCUUCGCCUGAUUGUCCUGCAUCAGGUGAGACUACAACUCGAACAUCUGAUGAUUCGCCUGAUUGUCCUGCAUCAGGUGAGACUACAACACGAACAUCUGAUGAUUCGCCUGAUUGUCCUGCAUUAGGUGAGACUACAACUCGAACAUCUGAUGCUUCGCCUGAUUGUCCUGCAUCAGGUGGGACUACAAUUCGAACAUCUGAUGCUUCGUCUGAUUGUCCUGCAUCAGGUGAGACUACAACUCGAACAUCUGAUGAUUCGCCUGAUUGUCCUGCAUCAGGUGAGACUACAAUUCGAACAUCUGAUGCUUCGCCUGAUUGUCCUGCAUCAGGUGGGACUACAAUUCGAACAUCUAAUGCUUCGUCUGAUUGUCCUGCAUCAAGUGGGACUACAACUCGAACAUCUGAUGCUUCGCCUGAUUGUCCUGCAUCAGGUGGGACUACAAUUCGAACAUCUGAUGCUUCGCCUGAUUGUCCUGCAUCAAGUGAGACUACAACUCGAACAUCUGAUGCUUCGCCUGAUUGUCCUGCAUCAGGUGAGACUACAACUCGAACAUUUGAUGAUUCGCCUGAUUGUCCUGCAUCAGGUGAGACUACAACUCGAACAUCUGAUGAUUCGCCUGAUUGUCCUGCAUCAGGUGAGACUACAAUUCGAACAUCUGAUGCUUCGCCUGAUUGUCCUGCAUCAAGUGAGACUACAACUCGAACAUCUGAUGAUUCGUCUGAUUGUCCUGCAUCAGGUGAGACUACAACUCGAACAUUUGAUGAUUCGCCUGAUUGUCCUGCAUCAGGUGAGACUACAACUCGAACAUCUGAUGCUUCGCCUGAUUGUCCGGCAUCAGGUGAGACUACAACUCGAACAUUUGAUGCUUCGCCUGAUUGUCCUGCAUCAGGUGGGACUACAAUUCGAACAUCUGAUGCUUCGCCUGAUUGUCCUGCAUCAGGUGGGACUACAACUCGAACAUCUGAUGCUUCGCCUGAUUGUCCUGCAUCAGGUGAGACUACAACUCGAACAUCUGAUGCUUCGCCUGAUUGUCCUGCAUCAAUUGAGACUACAACUCGAACAUUUGAUGAUUCGCCUGAUUGUCCUGCAUCAGGUGGGACUACAACUCGAACAUCUGAUGAUUCGCCUGAUUGUCCUGCAUCAGGUGAGACUACAACUCGAACAUCUGAUGCUUCGCCUGAUUGUCCUGCAUCAGGUGGGACUACAAUUCGAAUAUCUGAUGCUUCGUCUGAUUGUCCUGCAUCAGGUGAGACUACAACUCGAACAUCUGAUGCUUCGCCUGAUUGUCCUGCAUCAGGUGGGACUACAACUCGAACAUCUGAUGCUUCGCCUGAUUGUCCAGCAUCAGGUGGGACUACAAUUCGAAUAUCUGAUGCUUCGCCUGAUUGUCCUGCAUCAGGUGGGACUACAAUUCGAACAUCUGAUGCUUCGCCUGAUUGUCCUGCAUCAGGUGAGACUACAACUCGAACAUUUGAUGAUUCGCCUGAUUGUCCUGCAUCAGGUGAGACUACAACUCGAACAUCUGAUGCUUGGCCUGAUUGUCCUGCAUCAGGUGGGACUACAACUCGAACAUCUGAUGCUUCGUCUGAUUGUCCUGCAUCAGGUGGGACUACAAUUCGAACAUCUGAUGCUUGGCCUGAUUGUCCUGCAUCAGGUGAGACUACAACUCAAAUAUCUGAUGCUUCGCCUGAUUGUCCUGCAUCAAGUGGGACUACAGCUCGAACAUCUGAUGCUUCGCCUGAUUGUCCUGCAUCAGGUGAGACUACAACUCAAACAUCUGAUGCUUCGCCUGAUUGUCCUGGUCAACCACGCCACUCGUGA
Dreissena polymorpha is the source of this 5169-nucleotide messenger RNA. Its product is annotated as mucin-3A-like. The transcript is spliced from 2 exons. The record is from RefSeq and is a predicted model, not a curated record. NCBI's taxonomy places the organism in Eukaryota, Metazoa, Mollusca, Bivalvia, Myida, Dreissenidae. The coding region runs from base 1 to 5169 and encodes 1722 amino acids.